Molecule: messenger RNA, 483 nt
Organism: Arabidopsis thaliana (thale cress)
Lineage: Eukaryota; Viridiplantae; Streptophyta; Magnoliopsida; Brassicales; Brassicaceae
Product: Zinc-binding ribosomal protein family protein
Exons: 4
Coding region: 84-344 (86 amino acids)
Biological process (GO): translation
Cellular component (GO): ribosome
Molecular function (GO): structural constituent of ribosome
Source: RefSeq, marked reviewed
GUGAGUAAUUAUAAAAACCUCUCUCGCGAAUUGUUGCCGUUGCUUGCUAGCUUUCGCCGUCGUCUCUUGAGAGUCUUGCGAAGAUGGUUCUUCAAAACGAUAUCGAUCUGCUUAAUCCUCCGGCUGAGCUUGAGAAGAGGAAGCAUAAGCUCAAGCGUCUUGUUCCAUCACCAAAUUCCUAUUUCAUGCUUGUUAGGUGCUCUGACUGUAUCAACAUCACAACUAUUUUCAGUCACUCACAGACAGUCGUGGUAUGCGGAAAGUGUCAGAACGUUCUGUGCCAACCUACAGGAGGCAAGGCCAAGCUCACAGUAGGAUGCUCUUUCAGGAAGCUUACCGAUUGAAUCAGAUAUCAUCAUAAGCUUGUCUCUUUUUUAAUACCAACCAGUUUUCAGUCCUCCUUUACCAUUGGUUGUUUCAAAUAUUAAUAGUUGACACUGAAGGAUUUGCUUUCAUGGAUUCGUUACCAAUUUGAUCAAAGAA